Messenger RNA from Australozyma saopauloensis, 1326 nucleotides. RefSeq lists its product as uncharacterized. Gene Ontology annotation, cellular component: cytoplasm. Gene Ontology annotation, molecular function: acyl-CoA dehydrogenase activity; flavin adenine dinucleotide binding. Gene Ontology annotation, biological process: fatty acid beta-oxidation using acyl-CoA dehydrogenase. The coding region runs from base 1 to 1326 and encodes 441 amino acids. The transcript has a single exon. NCBI's taxonomy places the organism in Eukaryota, Fungi, Ascomycota, Pichiomycetes, Serinales, Metschnikowiaceae. The record is from RefSeq and is a predicted model, not a curated record.
AUGUAUUCUCAGAUUCCGACUAUUUUCUCCGAAAAAAUUUCUCCGGAAGCAAGAGAAAAAAUCGCUCAAUGCAAGGACUUUGUGGAAAGAUAUUGCAUUCCUGCUGACAAGAUCUAUUUGGAACAGAUUAGCCCUGACAGAGAGAAAAGAUGGAAAGAAGUACCCGAAAUAAUAGGAAAGCUCAAAAUUGAGGCUCGUAAAAGGGGUCUCUGGAACAUGUUUCUCUCCAACAAGUACUCUGAAGGUGCUGGAUAUACCAACCUAGAGUAUGGAUGUAUGGCUGAGCACUUGGGAAGAUCCAUUGUAGCACCCAGUGUGACCAAUAACAAUGCACCCGAUACUGGUAACAUGGAGAUCUUGGCGCGCUAUGGUACAAAAUCGCAGAAGGAAAAAUGGUUAAAUCCAUUACUAGAUGGUGCAAUUCGCUCGGCCUUCCUCAUGACCGAGAAGGGAACUUCAUCUUCUAAUGCAUUGAACAUUUCCUGCUCGGCCAAAUUGAACAGCCGUGGAAAGUAUGUUAUCAAUGGUGUUAAAUGGUUUGCUUCGGGCUCCGGCGACCCAAACUGUGCUGUGUGGCUUGUGAUGUGCAAGACUGAUUCUUCUAAGAGCACCCCGUACGCAAAUCACACUGUGUUGUUAAUUGAUUCCAAGCGGGCUUUGGCAAGUGGGAAGGCAAAACUUGUUCGUCCUUUAACAGUUUUUGGCUAUGAUGAGGCGCCUCAUGGACAUUGCGAAAUUGUGUUUGAAGACUACGAAGUAACUGAUGCCGAUAACAGUGAGAUCAUCCUUCAUAAAUUAGGCGGAGGCUUUGAAGUGAUCCAGUCCCGGCUCGGCCCGGGUCGUAUCCAUCAUUGCAUGCGUACAAUUGGAGUUGCAGAGCAGGCUUUACUUACAGUUGCCCACAGAGCAAACAAUCGAUUGAUCUUUGGCACGAGAAUGAGCGAGCGGGAAUCGUUCAAAACUGCAUACUCGCAAUACAAAAUUGAUGUUGAGAAAUGCAGAAUCCUCGUACUAAAUGCGGCUCAUACAAUUGAUGUUAAGGGUCCUAAAGGCGCAAUGCGAGAGAUCGCGAUGGCUAAGAUCGAGGUUCCGAGAAAAGUGUUGCAAAUCCUUGACUGGUGCAUUCAGAUGUUUGGAGCUGAGGGUGUCUCGCAAGAUACGCCACUAGCAAGAGCUUACGCUGAGACUAGGACCUUACGGAUUGCUGAUGGUCCCGAUGAGGCCCACUUGGGUCAGUUGGCAAGAAACAACGCCAAAGACUUCCCGAAGAUCGAAAAAUAUUUCGAAGAACUUGAACAAAGUCGGCUUGAUGUCGCCAAAUUGUGA